AUGGCUGCGCCGCCGGCCGACCACUCGUUCGACGUGAUCGUGGUGGGCGCGGGCAUAAUGGGCAGCUGCGCGGCGCACGCGGCGGCGGCCCGGGGCGCGAGCGUGCUCCUGCUCGAGCGCUUCGACCUGCUGCACCAGCGCGGCUCGUCGCACGGCGAGUCCCGUAUCACCCGCCCCACCUACACGCGGCCGCAGUACCCGCCCAUGGUCCGCCUCGCGCACCGCCUCUGGGACGACGCCCAGCGCGACGCCGGGUACGCCGUCCUCACGCCCACCCCGCACUUCAACCUGGGGCCACGGGACGAUCCGGCCUUCCUAGCCGCCGUCACUAACGGCAGCGCCACCGAGCUCGUGCCGUCGUCGGCGGAUGCACCGGCGUGGGCGGAAGCUUUCAGGGUGCCACAGGGGUGGGCGGCGGCCAGAAGCGAGCUGGGCGGUGUGAUAAAGGCGACCAAGGCGGUGGCCAUGUUCCAGGCGCUCGCCGGCAAGAUGGGCGCCGUCGUGAGGGACAGGGCGGAGGUGGUCGACGUCGCCAGGAAGCAAGGAGAGGGAACAACGAUCGUGGUGAAGACAUCGAGCGGCGAGGAGUUCCACGGCGGCAAGUGCAUCAUCACGGUGGGCGCGUGGGCGAGCAAGCUGUUGAAGUCCGUCACCGGCACCGACCUGCCGGUGCAGCCGGUGCACACCCUCGUCUGCUACUGGAACGUCAAGCCCGGGCGCGAGCACGAGCUGACUGCGGAGGCCGGAUUCCCGACGUUCGGGAGCUACGGCGACCCCAGCUUCUACGGCACGCCGUCGAUGGAGUACCCUGGCCUGAUCAAGAUCUCCAAGAGCGGCGGGCCGCCGUGCGACCCAGACGGCAGGGACUGGGCCAUCGGCACCGGCGCGGGGGAGAUGGCGGAGCUCGUGGCGCGGUGGAUCGACGAGGUGAUGCCGGGCCACGUGGACACCACCGGCGGGCCGGUGAUCUGCCAGCCGUGCAUGUGUUGCAUGACUCCCGACCAGUGGCGGCUCCAGGAAUUUGCAACCGGACCUAAGAAUACCCCUAGCGCCGCCCCUGCUCCCGACGAGGACUUCGUGCUUGACUUCCUGGACGGGAAGGAGUUCGGGAGGGACGUGGUGGUCGGCGCAGGGUUCUCCGGUCACGGGUUCAAGAUGGGCCCCGCCGUCGGGAAGAUCCUCGCCGAGAUGGCGUUGGACGACGAGUCAGGGACGGCGGCGGAGGCCGGCGUGGAGCUCCGUCACUUCAGGAUCGGACGGUUCGAGGGAAACCCGAUGGGGAACGCCAAGAGUCACUGA
Messenger RNA from Triticum turgidum subsp. durum (durum wheat), 1299 nucleotides. The record is from the annotation of a GenBank genome assembly. NCBI's taxonomy places the organism in Eukaryota, Viridiplantae, Streptophyta, Magnoliopsida, Poales, Poaceae.